AUAACCUACAAUUCAAAGUGUAAAUAAACAAUAACAUUUAUUAUUGAUAUAAUCUACUUCUAUUGUUUUUUGCAAUGUUUGGACAGAAACCAAAAUUUAUUAGACCUGGCGACGACACACUAUAUCCUAUUAGGAAUAAAGAUGGUGUGGUAGAGACGUUGUUAAAUCCAAGUGUAGACGUAGCAUUAACAGUAGACAGUGAUUCUAAAAGUAAUUUCGUGUAUAAUAGAUACCAUCAUUUACCUAUGAACACACAAAGACAGAAGUUGCCUGUGUUCCAGUAUAGAAACCAUAUAUUGUACUUAUUAGAAAAGUAUCAGAGUUUAAUAUUGAUCGGGGAAACAGGAUGUGGGAAAUCAACACAAGUUCCACAGUAUUUAUACGAAAUCGGACACAGAGUAUGCGUGACGCAGCCCAGAGUGGCCGCGGCGGUGACGCUUGCGGCCAGAGUGGCUACCGAGAGGGGGGAAGAACCUGGCCACACUGUGGGCUAUGCUGCCUCGAUGACGUCAGCUAGGACCACUGAUACUGGCAUUGUGUUCAUGACGGAAGGUGUGCUACUAAGAGAAAUGUUUGCUUCGCCACUUUUAAUGCAGUAUACCUGUAUUGUACUGGAUGAGGUCCAUGAGAGAACUCAAAUGACAGAUGUUCUUAUGGGAUUAUUAAAGAAAAUAGCCAAAAAACGUAAAAAUCUCAAGUUAGUAAUAUCGUCAGCGACAAUGGACGCUGAGUUUCUGAGAGAUUUCUUCAAUCUAACAAACAAAAAGGAGGUAGACAGAAAGAGUACGUCAGUGAUAAUGUCAAUGCAGGGACGGACUCAUCCUAUUGAUGUGUUUUAUGUCGAAGAACCAGUAGCAGAUUAUGUAAAGGCCACAGUAGAUACAGUUAUCAAAAUACAUGAAAACGAACCAUUUGGGGAUAUUCUAGCCUUUCUGACGUCACAGGAAGAAAUACUAUCAGCUUUAGAAGUACUCCAGCAGUAUGCAGAAGAGAAUGACGAGGCUAAUAAACACAGGCGACAUUUCGCGAGUGGCAUUCGGGCGGCGAGUGUGUCAGUGCUGCCGCUGUAUGGCACCAUGCCACACCACAGACAGCUCAAAGUGUUCCAGAUGGCAGACAGCAACGUGCGCAAAGUGAUACUGGCAACUAAUAUUGCGGAGACCAGUGUUACUAUACCGGGGAUUGUAUAUGUAAUCGACUGCGGUUUCCACAAGUUGCCGUACUUCGAUCCAGCGGUGGGUGUGCAGUCUGUCUGUAUCACUGCUAUAUCUAAGAAUAAUGCGCGACAGCGAGCGGGCCGGGCGGGCAGGACUAGUCGCGGGAAAUGUUAUAGAUUGUACACAGAAAGUGAAUACGACAAGUUACCAAGUUCUAUACCGCCGGAGAUGUGCCGCAGUAACUUAGCCUCUAUGUUGCUGCAGCUUAAAGCACUUGGAAUACAUAAUGUUUUAAGGUUCACAUUCCCCACGCCUCCUCCAGCGAAGAGUCUGAUAUCAGGUUUGGAGACGCUGUUCGCGCUGCGGGCGCUGGCCGGCGACGGCGCGAUGACGUCACACGGCGCGCGGCUCGCCGAACUGCCCUUGGACCCGAUGUUCGCCAACAUGUUGUGCAACAGCGGUGAAUACGGUUGUAUCGAGGAAAUGCUCUCCAUAGUAUCAAUGCUGCAGGUGGACGGCGUGUUCCUCUCCCCUGCCAGCGGGAAGGGGAAUAUUAACGCUAAGAUAUCACGAAGAAAUAACUUUGAGGUAGCAGAAGGCGAUAUUAUAAUGUAUUUAAAUAUAUUUGACGCAUAUCUAAAUGUCAGGACAAAAGACACGUCUAAAUAUAAAAAGUCAUGUAAAGCCUGGUGUCAGAAGAUGUAUAUCAAUUAUCGAGUUAUGGAGAAGGCAUAUGAAAUACGACAAAGUCUGGAGAAAUUAAUAAAAGACAAGUUUAAAAUAGAGGAAAAAGUUUUCGAAGGACCCGAUCUAGGAAGUGGUAAAUGUGUCCGUGUAAUGAAGUGCGCGGUGUCGGGCCUGUUCCCGCACGCGGCGCGCCUCGCGCUCAGCGGACAGUACCGCGGCGUGCGCGGCGCGGCGCUGCGCAUAAGUCCUGAUAGCUGUUUAUAUCAGCAACAACAACCGAAAUGGGUGGUUUUCGCUAAUGUGGCGAAUGUGGGCAACAACACAUACAUGAGAGAUAUCCUCACCAUACAACAGCACUGGCUCACGGAAAUAGCUCCACAUUACUAUAGAGAAACUUGAAAAACAUUCAUAUGGAAAUUUAUUCAACAGAUUACUAAAAUGACAGCAAAUUAUAUGAUAAAGUAUGACUUUUUAAAAGUACAAUAAAUGUAAAUAUGUUU
Papilio polytes (common Mormon) is the source of this 2344-nucleotide messenger RNA. RefSeq names its product probable ATP-dependent RNA helicase DHX35. The transcript has 16 exons. Gene Ontology annotation, cellular component: catalytic step 2 spliceosome; intracellular anatomical structure. The coding region runs from base 75 to 2243 and encodes 722 amino acids. NCBI's taxonomy places the organism in Eukaryota, Metazoa, Arthropoda, Insecta, Lepidoptera, Papilionidae. The record is from RefSeq and is a predicted model, not a curated record. Gene Ontology annotation, molecular function: RNA binding; ATP binding.